Periophthalmus magnuspinnatus is the source of this 651-nucleotide messenger RNA. Its product is annotated as SLAIN motif-containing protein-like. The record is from RefSeq and is a predicted model, not a curated record. The transcript is spliced from 4 exons. The coding region runs from base 1 to 651 and encodes 216 amino acids. NCBI's taxonomy places the organism in Eukaryota, Metazoa, Chordata, Actinopteri, Gobiiformes, Gobiidae.
AUGUCACUUGACUCAACUUACAAGCUGCAGAACAUUACAGAUGUUUAUGAUGUGGCCCGUAUACAAGAAGCCAGUUUGCGACAGGAGAAUGUCUACACACUCAGACGUUCUAAGUCACCUCUGACACUUCCUCUCUGCUCUUACACCACAAACAUCCUUACCCACAGAAACAGGACAGAGGCCCCCUUCUCUAUUUCAUCUGUGCCAGUGAACCAAUCAGCAAGAAUGAAUAAUGAAAAGAACUGUCUUAGCCCAAAAGUGACCAGACUUCAUGAGUACAAGAUGCUCAAGCGUGCACAGAAUCAAGGUGUAUCCAGUAGGUCCAGAUCACCCAUGCGUACCAGUCUUCGCUCUCUGCAGGCAGUGAGGAGCAGUCGCAGUUUAGACAUUGACCACUACAAUCUUGACCAGAUCCUUCACGUCAGACCUGGUGCGUCAUCUGCAAGAACAGACUCAAGUUACAGGUCUGCAUCCCAUUCAGCUCACCACAUGGAGCCUGUCCAGCCCACAGCCAUAAAAAGGUGCCAGAGGUCCCACUCCCUCAGCCCAUGCAGGAUCCCACACCCAUCCAUUUCCUCUGCGGAGAGUUUUUGCUCCUCUCAAAAAAGAGGUGCAGCCUGGGUCCGAAGUGGAAGACAACUACAAAGAUGA